CCUUCCCUUAAUUGUAGCUGAUAAGGGGAGGGUUGAGUUGUCUCCUGUAAAAGGCCCGGAAAAGAGGAGUUACCCAAAAGGAGCCCGAAAGGGGAAAAGCAACCAGCUGCUUUUCCUGUGGAUUAGUCUUUUAGGCUUCAGAAAGUGGUCCUUUGGAUGCUUCGGCCAGGGAGAGACGUUGCCUUCCUGAAAACUACAAAACUCUCCUUCUCCAAGUUUUGCUCUGAGAAUAUAGUUCUAUUAUAUUCUGCUAUUGCCUUUUAAUUUCAACAAAGGGGUGAAGCUUCUUAAAGAAGAUGGCGCACAAUUCCCAAGUCAACAUCUCAAUGUCAGAUUCCAGUAUGAAUGGCGUCCCAAGUCCAAAGGUGUCCACCUGGAGCACAACACGGGCCUCCACCGUCAGUUUUCACAAUAUCUGCUACAGAGUGAAGACAAAAACUGGCUUUAUCGGUUGUCGAAAAAUAGUCAAGAAAAACAUCCUCACAGACAUAAAUGGAAUAAUGAGACCAGGUCUGAAUGCAAUCCUGGGACCAACUGGCUGUGGCAAAUCUUCACUGCUAGACAUUUUAGCUGCAAGGAAAGACCCUCGUGGCUUAAGUGGAAAUGUUCUCAUUAACGGUGCCCCGCAGCCUUCCAAUUUUAAAUGCAUCUCUGGAUACGUUGUACAGGAUGAUGUAGUGAUGGGAACCUUGACUGUCCGGGAGAACUUCCAAUUCUCCGCAGCCCUCCGACUUCCAAGUACUGUGAAACAGAAAGAAAAGGACGAAAGGAUAAACCAGAUCAUCAAUGAACUGGGCUUGACAAAGGUGGCCGAUUCAAAGGUUGGAACCCAGUUCAUUCGUGGGAUCUCUGGGGGAGAGAGAAAGAGGACCAAUAUCGGAAUGGAGCUCAUUACUGAUCCUGGAAUCUUGUUCUUAGAUGAGCCUACCACUGGACUGGAUUCCAGCACAAGUAAUGCUGUCCUGCUGCUCCUGAAAAGGAUGGCUAGGCAAGGAAGAACAAUAAUAUUUUCCAUCCAUCAACCACGCUACUCCAUCUUCAGGCUAUUUGAUAAGCUGACCUUAUUGGCUGCAGGAAGAAUGCUCUAUCAUGGACCAGCUCAGAAUGCCCUAGAAUACUUCAAGUCCAUUGGUUAUGAGUGUGAAUCGUACAACAAUCCUGCUGAUUUCUUUCUGGAUGUCAUUAAUGGAGAUUCAACUGCUGUGACUUCAAAUAAGAGUGAAGAAAUAGACAUAGAGAAUAUUGAUGAGCACAUCAGCCGUGAUAAGACAUUGGCAGAGAAAUUAGCCGAGGAAUAUAUCAACUCUGUUUACUACCAAGAAACCAAAGCAGACUUGGAAAAGUUGUCUUCAGGAAACCAGAAGGAGACUGUCUUCCGAGAAAUCACCUACACCACAUCUUUCUGGCACCAGCUUAAAUGGGUCUCCAAGCGCACAUUCAAAAAUUUGGUGGGCAAUCCACAAGCAUCCAUAGCACAGGUGAUUCUAAUCAUUUAAAAAUACCUUCUGAUAUCACAUUAUUAUUAUUAUUUAAAUGCUGAUCUAGUAUAACUGAUUGAUUUAUGCCAGUCCUUAUUUUUCCAUAGAGUUGGCGCCAUGUUUUUCAUGACUACGAACCAGUGUUUCAGCAGCAUCUCUGCUAUUGAGCUGUUCAUUGUAGAGAGGAAGAUAUUUAUCCAUGAGUAUAUCAGUGGAUAUUACAGAAUUUCUGCAUACUACUUCUCUAAGCUGAUGGCUGACUUAAUACCCAUGAGGACACUACCGAGCAUCUUCUUCACUUGCAUAGUUUAUUUCAUGAUAGGUCUGAAACCAACAGCAGCUGCCUUCUUUAUCAUGAUGUUUACCUUGAUGAUGGUAUCUUAUACAGCUACCGCUAUGGCACUUGCUAUAGCCACAGGACAAAGCGUGGUGGCUGUAGCUAAUCUACUCAUGACCAUUUCCUUUGUUUUUAUGAUAAUUUUCUCUGGAUUGUUGGUAAAUCUGACCACUAUUCUGUCUUGGCUGUCUUGGCUUCAGUACUUUAGCAUUCCUCGAUAUGGCAUGACAGCACUGCAGAUUAAUGAAUUUGUUGGGCUAGAUUUCUGUUGCUCAAAUACUACUUUGACCAAUUCCAGCUGUAUAAAGAGUAGUAUGUGCAAUGGAGAAGAAUAUUUGAGAAGCCAAGGCAUUGAGCCAACCGUCUGGGGCUUGUGGCAGAACCAUGUUGCGCUCGCUUGCAUGACUGUCAUUUUCCUUUCCAUUUCGUAUAUCAAGUUGCGUUUAAUGAAGAAAUUCUCUUAAAACAAACUUGUCCUAAGCAGAAGAGCUGCAGCCACCUUCCCCAAUUAGUUUCCUUCAGGUGUUUUUAGGCGACACCUUCUAUCUUCGCUUGCCUACAGGAUCGUAGGAACACAUGUGGGAAGCACCAGAAUAGCGGAAAAUCUGAGCUAUAAAGUGGACUGUUCUUGUCUCACUUAUAUUCUUGAUUUCUCAAAUGAAUACAUAAUGAAGAAAAAACAGCACUACCCAAUAUCUACCUUUAUAAUACACUCAAUUAUUCAUCUGUUAUAUUGACUAACCUGUUAG
This is a messenger RNA of Pogona vitticeps (central bearded dragon), 2564 nucleotides long. NCBI's taxonomy places the organism in Eukaryota, Metazoa, Chordata, Lepidosauria, Squamata, Agamidae. The record is from RefSeq and is a predicted model, not a curated record.